This is a messenger RNA of Misgurnus anguillicaudatus (oriental weatherfish), 4135 nucleotides long. NCBI's taxonomy places the organism in Eukaryota, Metazoa, Chordata, Actinopteri, Cypriniformes, Cobitidae. The record is from RefSeq and is a predicted model, not a curated record.
ACAGGCGGAAGUGAACCUGCUGUCAGCGAGUCAGUGAGUCAGUGAGACAGACACAUCUGCAGUCAGUGAGACAGACAGACAGAAGUUAUAUGCAGUCAGUGAGACACACAGAAGUUAUCUGCAGUCAGUGAGACAGACUGAAGUUAUUUCACAUUUCACCUACGCUUCAACUAUGGCUGAAAGUAAAGGAAAAUUUGACUUUGCGAUUGAUCGUGGAGGAACCUUCACCGAUGUGUUCGCCCGUUUGCCAGAUGGUAGGGAGAGGGUCCUCAAACUUCUGUCACAUGACCCCCAAAACUACAGAGACGCUCCUACUGAGGGCAUCCGCAGAGUGCUUGAGGAGGAAAGUAAGCAGAGCUUUCCUCGGGAUCAGCCUUUGGACUCCUCUCUGAUUGGUUGGAUUCGGAUGGGGACCACAGUGGCGACUAAUGCUUUGCUGGAACGCCAGGGAGAGAGAACAGCUUUAGUGGUGACGCGUGGAUUUCGAGAUCUGCUGCAUAUUGGCACGCAGGCCCGACCGGACCUGUUUGAUUUGAAAGUGUGUAUGCCGGAGCUGCUCUAUGAGGAGGUGAUUGAGGUGGAUGAGAGGGUGAUUCUCACACAGGAUUCCUGUCAGCUACCCAGAGAUCAACCCAAACGCAUGGUAACAGGUAGUACAGGAGACAGUCUGGAGGUCUGGCGUGAACUGGAUCUUGAUCAAGCAGAACAGGAUUUGAAGCAUGUGCUCACCAAAGGCAUCCGAAGUCUCGCUGUGUUGUUACUCCAUUCUUACACGUGGUCGUCUCACGAGAAAGCUGUGGGAAAUUUGGCGAAACGCCUUGGUUUUACGCAGGUGUCUCUUUCUAGUGAAGUGAUGCCCAUGGUGCGAGCAGUGCCUCGUGGAUACACUGUAUGUGCAGACGCUUACCUCACGCCAAAAAUACACCGGUACCUCGCUGAAUUCGCUGCAGGUUUCAGGGGAGGAUUAAAGGGUGUGGAUGUGUUGUUUAUGCAGUCUGAUGGAGGUCUGACACCCAUGGAGCAGUUCAGUGGCUCUCGGGCCGUGCUCUCAGGCCCUGCUGGAGGAGUUGUGGGCUACGCCGUCACCUCAUACAGCUUAUUCGAAAACAAACCUAUCAUCGGCUUUGAUAUGGGAGGUACCUCGACAGAUGUGAGUCGGUACGCCGGUCGGUAUGAACAUGUGUUCGAGGCGACUAUUGCUGGAAUCACCCUACAGGCUCCACAGCUGGACAUCAGUACUGUAGCAGCUGGAGGAGGCUCUCGACUCUUCUUCAGGUCUGGGUUGUUUGUAGUAGGCCCAGAAUCGGCUGGGGCUCAUCCCGGACCGGCCUGCUACAGGAAGGGUGGCCCUCUGACCGUCACCGAUGCUAACCUCGCUCUCGGACGCCUGCUGCCCUCCUUCUUCCCUCGAAUCUUUGGACCUGGAGAAAACGAGCCUCUCUCAGCCGACGAAACCACAAAGCAUUUCCAGGCGCUCACGCAAGAGAUUAACCACUUCCUCUCUACUAACCAAUCGUCGAGCAGUACUCCAGGAAAGGACCAAUCAGAAAUGACCAUAGAGGAAGUUGCCAUGGGCUUCAUCAGGGUGGCUAACGAAGCCAUGUGCCGUCCAAUCAGAGCACUCACACAGGCUAAAGGCCAUGACACGUCUGAGCAUGUGCUAGCAUGUUUUGGAGGAGCGGGUGGCCAGCAUGCAUGUGCCAUCGCAAGAGCCCUAGGGAUGAAGACCGUCUUUAUACACAAAUAUAGUGGGGUGCUGUCAGCAUAUGGUUUGGCUUUGGCUGAUGUGGUAGAGGAGGUUCAGGAACCCUGUUCAUUACAGUAUGUAGCAGCUUCAUACUCUGAGCUGGACGGCAGGAUAAAGCAGCUUUCUCAGCGAUGUGAGGAGAAACUAUCUGAGCGUGGCUUCAGCAGCUGUCAGAUGAGUAUGGAGGUCUUUCUGCACAUGCGAUAUGAAGGUACAGACUGUGCGCUCAUGGUGACGGCCGCAGGUCACCCCAGUAACUCUCUCUCCUGCAGUUCUGGAGACUUCAGCACGGCCUUCACUAAACGAUAUAUGAAAGAGUUUGGCUUCACUAUCGCCGAUCGUCCAAUUGUGGUGGAUGAUAUCCGUGUGCGUGGUUGUGGGAAGUCUGGAAUUAGGUCAGAGGUGCAGAUCAGGGCAAGGCAAAGAUCUCUGGCACCAGUUAAGGUGACACAGUGUUAUUUUGAGGAAGGUUAUCUGAGCACCAGUGUGUAUCUAUGGGAAGAUCUGACAUGUGAUCAUAGCAUCCAGGGACCAGCGAUCAUCAUCGAUCAGAACAGUACAAUUCUCGUAGAGCCGUCGUGUGUCGCUCGGCUGACGGAGGCUGGUGAUUUGUGUAUCGAUGUCGGGAUGGCAACGCAGUGUGCUUUAGGAACCGAACUUAACGCGGUCCAGCUGUCCAUCUUCUCUCAUCGCUUCAUGAGCAUCGCAGAGCAGAUGGGUCGAGUUUUGCAGAGAACCUCCAUCUCCACCAAUAUAAAGGAACGUCUGGAUUUCUCCUGUGCUGUGUUCGGUCCUGAUGGAGGUUUGGUGUCUAACGCCCCUCACAUUCCCGUUCAUCUGGGGGCUAUGCAGGAAACUGUACAGUACCAGAUUCAGACAGCAGGUGGCAGUAUAAAGGAAGGAGAUGUGAUUCUCAGUAAUCAUCCCUGUGCAGGCGGCAGUCAUCUCCCAGACCUAACCGUCAUCACCCCUGUGUUUCGGGAUGGGGUGAGCUCCCCGGUGUUUUUUGUGGCCAGCAGGGGUCAUCAUGCUGAUAUAGGGGGCAUCACUCCAGGCUCAAUGCCUCCUCACUCCACCUCUCUGCAGCAGGAGGGCGCCGUCUUCAUAUCCUUCAAGCUAGUGACGGGUGGAGUCUUCCAGGAGAAAGCUGUGACUGAAGCCCUCAUGGCACCAGCGCAGUACCCAGGAUGCUCCGGCACACGCAAUCUCCGUGACAACCUGUCGGACUUGCGGGCGCAGGUUGCAGCCAAUCGGAGGGGCUGUCAGCUGGUGGGGGAGUUGAUUGACAGCUACGGUCUGGAGGUGGUCCAGGCAUACAUGGGCUACAUUCAGAGUAACGCAGAGCUCGCGGUUCGAGACAUGCUGAAAGAUUUUGCCCACCGUCGCCAGCAGGAAACCGGCUCUCUUGAAGUCAAAGCCGAAGAUCAGAUGGAUGAUGGGACGCUGAUCAAACUAAAGGUCCAGAUCAAUAAAGAGCAGGGCAGUGCUGUGUUUGAUUUCACAGGCACAGGGACAGAAGUUUGGGGUAACUGUAAUGCUCCUCGAGCCAUCACCCUGUCAGCCCUCAUCUACUGUCUGAGGUGUAUGGUGGGUCAGGAUAUUCCUCUUAACCAGGGCUGUCUGACCCCUGUUAAAGUCAUCAUUCCUGCUGGCUCUAUUCUGCAGCCGUCUAUGCACGCUGCGGUGGUUGGCGGUAACGUUCUCACUUCACAAAGGGUGGUGGAUGUCAUCUUUAAAGCUUUCCAAGUGUGUGCAGCCUCCCAGGGCUGCAUGAACAACAUUUCGUUUGGCUGUGAGAAGAGCGGCUACUAUGAGACAGUUGCUGGGGGAGCGGGGGCGGGGCCGGGCUGGAACGGGCGGAGCGGCGUCCACAGUCACAUGACAAACACCCGGAUCACUGACCCUGAAAUCUUAGAGAAGAGAUAUCCAGUGGUUUUGGAGCACUUCUCCCUGCGGCCAGGUUCUGGAGGUUCGGGUCUGUACCGCGGAGGUGACGGAGUCAUCCGGAAACUUCUGUUUCGCAGUCCGGUUGUUCUGUCGGUUCUGAGCGAGAGACGCUCCACGCAGCCCUAUGGACUCCACGGAGGUACAAAUGGAGAACGUGGCCUGAAUUUGUUACGUAAAACAGACAACAGAAUGUUAAAUUUAGGAGCCAAGAACAGCAUCAGCUUGGACCCUGGGGACAUGUUCAUUUUAUUUACACCUGGUGGUGGAGGAUAUGGACAUGCGGAUGAGCAGGACACCGAAGAUCAGAUUCCCUCUAAACGACGGUGUAUUAAUGGGUCCUCAGAGAUAGAGAAAAAGACUUGAAGAUCUACUUACACGAUGCGUUCAGAUAACAACUUUUGAAGAAAACAACGGUUUUGAAGAAAUAAAGAUUCAAAGGAA